CCCGGGACCCCUGCGCGCCCCGAAUGCCAGUGCCUUAAGGCCCUCCGCGUGCCCUGCGACCCCUCUGGCCAGCCCAGGCGCCCCACGAACCCCAGCGCCACGAGCGCUCCAACCUGCCCAGGUUCCCAGGAGCGCUGAGGUGCCGCAUGCUGCCACUUGUUGAGUCAGCUUUGUGUGUCGCGACCUAUCGCCGUCCUGGGCCGGUGGGCCACAGUGCUUUCAGGGGCUCACGUGUUUGUCAUUUUGUAGCCCAGAGAAGCAGGAAGUUUCACGAGAUUCUACGGCACAGUAGGGGAAGCCUGAGGGUGGACCCAGACCACGUGGGACUCCCCCCACGACCUGUGGAAGGCGACGUGGAAGUGGAUUCCGAAGCUACUUUCCUGCAUAGACUGGAGGGAUAGACACAGAGCUCGGGAGAGCCUCUGGAGCUGGGUUAUGCCCAUGUGAAAAUGGAUACAUAAGCCUAAGAAUUAGCUCAACCCAGGAUGGCUGGGGCCGUCUGACAGCUGAUGCUCCUGUUGGUGUGGAUGGAGGCAGGGUCUCAGCCAUGGUCACACUCAUCACUGAGAAGCUGCAGAACCAGAGUCUGGAUGACCUCACCCGCAAAACCUGCGAGGCUGGCCCGUGUUCUGCCAAGGGACUGACCAGGAGUGGCCACUUACUCCCUUUGGAGAUCAGUGUGGACAGGAGCCGCUGGAAGGCCUUCCAAGGAGCAUGGCCUGCUGGAAGGCAGGCAGCUGCAGGCCCUGCUCACCCCUUCCUGUUGGCUCCCUGUGGUGCUGAUCAGGCCCAGGGUCUCCAGUGGCGGUCAGAGUCCCCACGCCUAUGCACUGGCCUGGGUGUGGGCAGUGCUGUGGACCUCCAGGGGAACACGGGGCCACCCACGGCUCCGCCAACCAAGCGGCACUGCCGGUCCCUGUCUGAGCCAGAAGAGCUGGCCCGUUGCCGGUCACCAUGGCGUCCUGGUGGCUCCAAGGUCUGGACUCCGAUCUCCAAGAGACGAUGCAACAGUGGUGGGAGUGCCACACUGCAGCGCUGUAGUGGCCUUGGGGGUGCAGCCCUGCCCAGGAGCCCUAUGUCGCCUGCUGGCCCCACAUCACCCCUGGCACCCCGACCAGCCUCGGCCAGCAGUGGCUUUGUGGACAGCAGUGAGGGCAGUAUGGGCUCGGGCCCUUCCUGGUAUCCCACAGGGCCCUGCCCACUAUCCUCGAGGCGCCGCCUGUCCCUCUCACAGGACCACCUUGUGGAUGCUGGUGCCUGCCUACCUUCAGCCAGCAGCACCCCCACGUCCACACCUGAGCUUGGCCGGCGCCAUGGCCUGCUGCGGUGCCGGUCACAGCCCUGUGUGCUGGGCAGGAGGAGGAGCCGUCGCAAGCGAAGGCGGGAGGAAGACACCCGGUGGACACGCCCAUCCUUGGACUUUCUCAAGAUGACUCGGACUUUGAAGAACUCGAAGAGCCUCUGCUCACUGGACUAUGAAGAUGAGGAGGAGGAUGCCCAGGUGAAGACAGUCGUGUCCUCCCCAUGUGACUCGCAGGGCCUCGUGGGCAUUGUCACUCCUGGCUCCAGCCUGAGGGUUGCCCAGCUCUGCCCUGCCAGCCCGUGGGCCUCGAGGGAGCUGGAGGCAGGCGAGGAAGAGGGCGAGGGCGGCAGCAGUGGGGACCCCAGUGACUGGGACAGCGCUGGGGAGGAGGGCAUCUUCCCUCUGGACCAGGGUGACCUGGACUUGGAGCAGAUCGAGAACAACUGACCUGCCAGGCUGUCUCCUGCACUCGGCGCAGAAACUGUUACUGCUAUUUUGAACUUCAAGGCCUGAUUUUGUUUCAGUUUUUCCUAAAGAAGUAUUUUGCAUUUUUAUGGCUUUUACAGUUCAGGGAGAGCUUCUUUAUUUUGAAAUGAAUUUCAGAAGGGCAUUGUAUUAAGCUCGAGUCAUCCUGUGCUCCUUUUGUGAGAAGCCUACUGUGAGAGUGAAUGUGGGUGGUGGUCAGGACCCUGGCUGGUGGUGGGCACCCUCCUCCUGGGUGGGUACAACUCGGCCUCUGUGGGCCAUUGUGCUCCUGGGUCUGGUCAUCCUGUACUGGCUCAGGCCAUGGGCUUCUGGUUGGGGGUGGCCCUGUUGUACUUGGCUGAGUGAUGGGGAUGCCAAACCAAAACCUAUGGUCCUCUGAGGUGCCUCCUCUGUGAGUUCAAUAAAACGUGUUGCUCUGCUCGGCCGCCCCAUUGCUCAGGGUUCCCAUGGUGGGGCCAGGUGCCUUGCAGGCUUGGUUUGGCGCUGCUCAUAGCUCAGGUUUCCUGCAGAACAGAAAACCAGGGAUUUUCACCAAGGCUGAUCUGAGGGAGCUGCUGAGAAGAGGUUGUGGAUGGUGAAUCUACAGGGCGACAAGCCACAGGGAACAGUCAUCUUGGUGGCUUGACCCAGGCAAAGGAAAUUUAUUUCUAGGGUCAAGUUCCCUGGAACUUGGUGUCCUAACACCACAAGGUAGUCAUGGUGGCUUCCAUCCCAUUUUUUUCUGGACUGCUGCCUGCGGGACCCUGAGCUCGCAGAGGUGCACAGAGAGUGUCCUGGGAGGAGGGCAGUGGCUCAGUGGAUGUGGCUGGUCACACAGAGACCUGGGCUUCG
Messenger RNA from Octodon degus (degu), 2620 nucleotides. RefSeq names its product family with sequence similarity 53 member A (gene Fam53a). Gene Ontology annotation, cellular component: nucleus. Bases 548 to 1750 code for a protein of 400 amino acids. Lineage: Eukaryota; Metazoa; Chordata; Mammalia; Rodentia; Octodontidae. The record is from RefSeq and is a predicted model, not a curated record. Gene Ontology annotation, biological process: protein import into nucleus. The transcript is spliced from 5 exons.